AUGAAAGUCGGCGUGAUAAUUUUACGCGACACAGUAACCGUGGUUCAAGAUCGACGUCUCGGCAUAAAUACCAACAACGCCGUGAUCGUUACCAACAUGCCAAUUGCUGGUACCACGAAAAUUUUGGCGCGCGCGCGAAGAAAUGCCGACCACAGUGUUCGUAUAAAAAGUCAUUUCCAAACAAACAAGCGGGAAACGAACUCGCUGGCACCCAGUAGAGACGCCGCUAAUGGCACUCCGAUCACCACGUACGGCGAGCGAACCCUAACGCUAGACAUCGGCCUUAGACGAGAAUUUACGUGGAUUUUUACUAUCGCGGAUGUUGCAAUGCCGAUAUUAGGAGCGGACUUCCUAACCCAUUACAAAUUAUCGGUUGAGUUGGCGUCACAAACCUUAACUGACACUAGCACUAAUCUACAACGUUGCGGUUUCAUUUCCAAGUAUUCGACAAUCGGUCUGACGACUGUUAUACCUACAGCCAAUGGCUACGAUGAGAUAAUACGUCAGUACCAAUCGCUACUGUCACCGUCAACACAAAAUGAACCUGUGAAACACCACGCCACUCAUAGUAUUAAGACCACAGUUCAUUCUCAACCUCGCAGACUCCAUCCGAAAUUUGACCUUUUAAGAAGAUUCAGGAACAUACUAGAACUGUAUUUCUUUCUUGAUUCCUAUCUACAAUGUCGCGUUCCCAUGGACUCCUAUCUGGCCACUGGCAUGGAGACUGUUGUUGACUGUGCCCAAGAUCUUUCUGAUAUAAUUUCAAUGUCUGAUAACAGUGCUUCCCAAAUGGGGGAAAUGAAGGAUAUCAUGCACAAGUUUGUAGAGAUGAAACGUGACCUGCAACAAUAUCUUAUUGCUAUUGACUAUGUGAAGGAACAGUGUAUGAAUAGUGAUGAUGCUGGCCAGAAAAUGUUGGCAUUGUUAAAUGAAAAACUGAAUGUUUUGAGGGCAGGCAAUACAGAAGAGGACAUUAUUCAACAUGAGAUGUACACGAAAAUUUCAACUCUACAGAAACAAAAAGAGAAUGAAGAAAAGAACCAAAAUAAUCAAGGCUCAGAUGAAGAAAUUGCCAUCACCCAAGAAGUGGAGAAUACACGUUGUGCUAUCACUGGAAAAGAAAUGACACACCCUGUACGAAACACAGUAUGUGGCCACAACUAUGACCGGCAAGGUAUUGAGCAUUACCUCAGUACAAGACCCAACGGAAAAUGCCCAAUGUCUGGAUGCUCAAGUGAUUCUCCUGUGCAGCAGUGCAAUUUAGUAGAAAACAAAGACCUGAAGCGUUACAUCGAUAAGAGGAACAGAGCAAAGAGCAAACGUCUGAAACGAGACGAUGACAGGAUAUCGUCCAUCUCAUUAUGA
Molecule: messenger RNA, 1365 nt
Organism: Acanthosepion pharaonis
Lineage: Eukaryota; Metazoa; Mollusca; Cephalopoda; Sepiida; Sepiidae
Source: the annotation of a GenBank genome assembly